AUGAGUGAUGUUGAGAAAAAAAGGAAGAGGGCAAUCACUGCCCGCCGGCAGCAUCUGAAGAGUGUUAUGCUCCAGAUUGCUGCUACUCUCCUAGAGAAAGAAACAGCAGCUAAAGAAGCAGAAAAGGCCAAUUACCUUGCCGAGCACUGUCCUCCUUUGUCACUCCCACACUCCAUGCAGGAGUUGCAGGAGCUAUGCAAAAAGCUUCAUGCCAAGGUAGAGGUGGUGGAUGAGGAAAGAUAUGACACUGAGGCUAAGUUACAGAAAACCACCAAAGAGCUUGAAGACUUGAGCCAGAAACUGUUUGACCUGAGGGGCAAGUUCAAGAGGCCACCCCUGCGUAGGGUCCGCAUGUCUGCUGACGCUAUGCUGCGUGCCCUGCUGGGCUCCAAACACAAGGUCUGCAUGGACCUUCGCGCUAACCUGAAGCAGGUCAAGAAGGAGGACACUGAGAAGGAGAAGGAUCUGCGUGAUGUGGGUGACUGGAGGAAGAACAUCGAGGAGAAGUCUGGCAUGGAGGGCAGGAAGAAGAUGUUUGAGACUAGUGAAUCCUAAAUCCCACGCAGCUGUUAACUGUAAUCCUGGUAUCUAGUCAAUUUCCAAAUUUCUCCUCCUCCAUCUCUCCUGCCACCUAUUUUUCAAACCAGCUCUCUAGCAGCGUUGUUUAGGGCUAAACUUCCUGAGCCCAAGG
This is a messenger RNA of Emys orbicularis (European pond turtle), 691 nucleotides long. RefSeq names its product troponin I2, fast skeletal type (gene TNNI2). The transcript is spliced from 6 exons. The record is from RefSeq and is a predicted model, not a curated record. NCBI's taxonomy places the organism in Eukaryota, Metazoa, Chordata, Testudines, Emydidae. Gene Ontology annotation, biological process: cardiac muscle contraction; skeletal muscle contraction. The coding region runs from base 1 to 555 and encodes 184 amino acids. Gene Ontology annotation, cellular component: troponin complex.